CAGCCGAGCGUCUCAUCCAAACUCCACACCAUAUUAUAACACGCCCGCAAAGCCACGUCUCCGCACCACCUUCACCAAAAUGGCAUCUCCGCCACCACCUCUGAGGCCUACGCCUCCGCCUUCGCCUUCACUGAGGCCCCUCAAACACUUGCCUCCGACACUCCCUCGCGGCUCUACCACCACCACCACCUCGUCGUCCUCCUCCUCCUCCUCCUCAGUAUCCCUCAGUCCCAGCCUCCUCAUCAUCUCCGCCAUCAUCGCCUUCGUCUUCGUCGCGUCCGCCUCUAUCCACCUACUCCUCCGCUUUCUCUCCUCCCGCCGCCGGUCCUCCUCCGUCUCCGCCGCGCCACCGGCGCCGCCGCUCCUCCAGCUCCGCCGCCCCGAAUCCUCUUUUUCCUCGUCCUCAGCUGCUGCGACCGCAGCCGCCUCCAACUCCGGCCUCUCCGACCAGGACAAGAAGGCGCUCAUCGACGCCCUCCCGUUGUUCUCCCUCGCCUCUUCCCUCGCUGCCGUCCCCAAGUCGUCGUUGGACUGCGCCGUCUGCCUCUACCCCUUCCGCCCGCACGACGAGCUCCGCCUCCUCCCCGCCUGCCGCCAUGCCUUUCACUCCCGAUGCGUGGACCCCUGGCUCCGCUCGACUCCUUCUUGCCCUCUCUGCCGUGCCUCCAUCGCCCUACGAGCGGCACCGUUACCUUCGCCGCCGACAGCGGCACCUCCGACGGUCGCCUCUCACGGGGACCCCUCCCGGUCCGGCAGCUUUCGGGUGGAGAUCGGCAGCGUCAGCCGGAGAAGUACGUCACCGGAGGCGGAAACGGUCGUGAACGCUCUGCCUCAUCUGAGGACGUACUCCUUGGGGUCAUCGUUCGAGUACGUGAUCGACGAGGAGGUGGAGGCGGUGGUGGCGCGGAUCCGGAGGACGACGGAGAAGGAGGAGAAACGAGACGCGGUGGCCGAACCAGCCUCCGUAAUCGUAGCUGGGCCUGCGCCGUCGGUGGCGGAGGUGGCGGGUGGUGGAGGGAGGGGAUGGCUACGGGAGUACGUGGACCGGCUCGCCUCGUCGGCGUCGUCCUCCUUCUCAUCGUUCCGGUUCUCCGGCAGGUGGAGCCACGACGGCGGCGGCGGGCCAGCGCGGUACUCGUACGACUUGGAGGGGAGCGCGCGGCGGGAGGCGGAGGACGGCGGUUACUACGGCUUCUACAGGUGGCUGAUAGGGGCAUAACCGUCACAGCACGCACUUCCCCUCUCCGUUAAGCCGUCACGGAAGCUUCUUUCGGACAAUUCCCGGUGACCAAAAUCGCCACAUCAUUCCUCAGGAACUACGAAGCCGCCCCCGUUGGCCUGCGCGAAAUCGGACGGCCCAGAAGCCCGCAAUUGCAAAGAAGCUUCAUGCGAUCGCAGCGGUGGUCCCCAGCAGUUAGGUGGGUGGGGGGGGGGGGGUACCCCUUCUUGGUUGUAGCUUUGUACUCUUUUGUCUUGUUUUGCGAUGGGAUAAUGUACGAGUGGAGUUAAUGGGCUUCGGAUCCGAGGGGAGGAAUCGGAUCACAUCAA
Molecule: messenger RNA, 1548 nt
Organism: Musa acuminata subsp. malaccensis (wild Malaysian banana)
Lineage: Eukaryota; Viridiplantae; Streptophyta; Magnoliopsida; Zingiberales; Musaceae
Product: E3 ubiquitin-protein ligase ATL4-like
Biological process (GO): protein ubiquitination
Source: RefSeq, a predicted model, not a curated record